UGAGGACUAUGGUGGGAUCACAUCGAUCAGAGUUCCAUCUGAGACUAUCUGGUUGCCCGACAUUGUGCUCUACGAGAAUGCAGACGGGCGGUUCGAGGGCUCCCUGAUGACCAAAGCCAUCGUUAAGUCCAACGGUAGAAUCACGUGGACCCCUCCGGCCAGCUACAAGUCGGCCUGCACCAUGGACGUCACCUUCUUCCCCUUCGACAGACAGAACUGCUCCAUGAAGUUUGGCUCCUGGACCUACGAUGGUAACAUGGUGGACAUGAUCCUGUUAGACGACUAUGUCGACAGGAAGGACUUCUUCGACAACGGCGAGUGGGAGAUCCUGAACGCCACGGGGGCCAGAGGAAACCGGCGAGACGGGUUGUAUUCCUUCCCCUUUAUAACGUACUCGUUCAUUCUGAAACGUCUCCCGCUGUUCUAUACACUGUUUCUCAUUAUCCCGUGCCUCGGUUUGUCGUUCCUGACCGUGCUGGUGUUUUAUCUGCCAUCGGAUGAAGGGGAGAAGCUCUCUCUCUCCACCUCCGUCCUUGUGUCUCUCACUGUGUUCCUCCUGGUCAUAGAAGAGAUCAUCCCGUCUUCCUCCAAGGUCAUCCCUCUCAUCGGGGAGUACCUCCUCUUCAUCAUGAUCUUCGUCACCCUCUCCAUCAUCGUCACGGUGUUUGUCAUCAACGUGCACCACCGGUCCUCAGCCACCUACCAUCCCAUGUCCCCCUGGGUUCGCUCCCUCUUCCUUCAGAGGCUACCUCGGAUGCUGUGUAUGCGGGGCCACACUGACCGGUACCACUACCCCGAGCUGGCGCCGGAGAGUCCUGAGCUGAAUCCCUGGUCUGGGGGCCGGAGAGGGGGUCAGAGGAGCAGCGGGGCCCAUGGACAGAGUCCUCUGGAGGGGAAGGAAGAUGAGAGUCAAGCCUGGGUCACCAUGCUGGAGAGAGCUACGUACUCCGUGCGUUACAUCAGCUGCCAUAUACGCAAGGAACACUUUAUCAGAGAGGUGGUCCAGGACUGGAAGUUUGUGGCUCAGGUUCUGGACAGGAUCUUCCUGUGGGCCUUCCUCACUGUGUCGGUCCUAGGGACCAUCCUGAUCUUCACCCCUGCCCUGCAGAUAUUCCUUAGUACCCCUCCCCAGUCAGGACCCAGCAACCCCCAUUAACUCACCCCCCCCCCAGUCCAGACCUAGCAUCCCCCUCCAACUCGGCACCCAGUCCAGGCUCUCUACCUGAGCUUUUCAGCCAACUGGCCAUAGUCAGCACAGCCAACCCCCUACGGUGGAGCUAUGCCCUGACCUCCCGUGCCACACCUUGAGUCAGAAUUAGCACAUCACCAUGCUAGAGCAGUUCUGCUAUAGAUCUUUUAUCCGUGUUUACAUAUUACAUGGUCUUUGUGACAGAGUUCACUCAAUGUACAGAAGAUGAAUAACAAAGCUAAUUAGAAAGGUGUUCAAAAUUUGUAUCAAAUCCACGAUAGUAUGUACAGUAAUCUAGAAUUCUGAAGCACAAACAUUGACUGAAAUAUUUUGAAUUAGUGUAAAAUGUGCAAUAUAUUCUCUGUGGUUACUGUAGAUACCAACAACAUACUUAGUUCUUCUCAUUAUACUCCUCAAAACCGUUAUCGUCAGACCCAAAUAUUGUGAUAUUAGUUAUUGUAAGUUUGUCUGUGAGUGGAAUGGUAGCGGCAUCCAGGCCGCUCUGAUUGGACGAUCAGUGUUCUAUUUGUGGUGAUUCGGGGCGGCAGGUAGAUGAGUGGUUAGAGUGAAUCCCCGAGCUGACAAGGUAAAAAUCUGUCGUUCUGCCCCUGAACAAGGCAGUUAACCCACUGUUCCUAGGCCAUCAUUGAAAUAGGAAUUUGUUCAUAACUGACUUGCCUAAUAAAAUUAAAAUAAAUUGUAGAGGGUCCUCAUUAGCUAGGAAUUGUUGUGAGUUCUGUUUUUUGUUCUGGCUGUUGUGACCUUUGACUUUUAUUUCACACUUGUUUGGGCACUCCAUCAACUAGUUAAUUUAAAUAAAUUAUUAUUCAGGUACAAUGACUAUAGUCCCCCCAAAAAUUCCUCCGUCGAUGUCCAGCCACUUUUGUGAUUACUGUUAAGGAGUAUGAUGGGUAACACAGUGAAUCAGACUCUACAAACCAUCGUUCUGAUAUCCUGAUGUACAUCAAAUCAUC
Messenger RNA from Oncorhynchus masou masou (cherry salmon), 2163 nucleotides. RefSeq names its product neuronal acetylcholine receptor subunit non-alpha-3-like. Gene Ontology annotation, biological process: response to nicotine; signal transduction; nervous system process. The transcript is spliced from 3 exons. Bases 107 to 1156 code for a protein of 349 amino acids. NCBI's taxonomy places the organism in Eukaryota, Metazoa, Chordata, Actinopteri, Salmoniformes, Salmonidae. Gene Ontology annotation, cellular component: synapse; neuron projection; plasma membrane. Gene Ontology annotation, molecular function: acetylcholine-gated monoatomic cation-selective channel activity; acetylcholine receptor activity. The record is from RefSeq and is a predicted model, not a curated record.